Messenger RNA from Neltuma alba, 1505 nucleotides. RefSeq names its product heptahelical transmembrane protein 1. Gene Ontology annotation, molecular function: signaling receptor activity. NCBI's taxonomy places the organism in Eukaryota, Viridiplantae, Streptophyta, Magnoliopsida, Fabales, Fabaceae. The record is from RefSeq and is a predicted model, not a curated record. The transcript has 4 exons. Gene Ontology annotation, biological process: response to hormone. Gene Ontology annotation, cellular component: membrane. Bases 143 to 1285 code for a protein of 380 amino acids.
AGCCUUCUUUAAUGCUCUGCCUCCUCCAGUUGUACCCCUUCCAUUACUCCUUCCAAGCUCAAAAUAAGCCACGCAUUAUUCUUCAAACACAAUAAGGCAAUUCUAGAGAGAGAGAGAGAGAGGGAUUAUUGGGAGAAAAGACAUGAGCUGUGUUGAGGCACGGGCUGUGUUGAAGAGGAAAGGAAGAGAAACAAUGGAGGAAACCCAUUUGCAGGCUUUGUCUUACACUCCCACCAAGGAACAUAGAACGAAGAAGAAGACAGGAAAGGAUCAGGAGGAGAUCAGAAGGGUCGUUAAAGCAAGACGCUACCCUCUUUUGUCAUUCUGGGAGCUGCCGGAGUACAUGAAGGACAACGAGUAUAUUCUCCAUUAUUACAGAGCAAAUUGGCCUCUCAAGCAAGCCCUCCUCAGCGUCUUCCGUUGGCAUAACGAAACUCUCAACGUCUGGACGCACUUGUUUGGGUUUUUGCUGUUUUUGGGAUUGACUCUGGCGAAUUUGAUGCAGCCUCAAGUGGCGGAUCUUUUAGGCCUAUUUACCAGGUCACUUUCUUCAAGCGCUGACAAAAAUGUUUCCCAGAACUUCAAAGAUCUGUUUCUGGGAACACCAUUACUGAUUGAUUUAAACCAUCAAGCACCUUUGAAACUGGAAGUUCAAUCAUCAGAGUUGGGACCAGCUAGAUGGCCAUUCUUUGUUUUCUUAGGUGGUUCUAUGUUCUGUCUUCUCUCUAGCAGCACAUGCCACCUCUUUUCCUGUCACUCCCAUACCUUAAACCUGUUCCUUUUAAGAAUAGAUUAUGUCGGAAUCACUGUAAUGAUCAUCACCUCCUUUUUCCCUCAAAUCUACUACGUCUUCUUGUGUGAUCCUCAUUGGCAAAUCAUCUACCUUGGAGGGAUCACAGCCAUGGGAUUGUUCACCAUUAUAACAUUGCUUUCGCCUGCUCUUACGACCAACAAAUACCGAGCUUUUCGAGCCAUGCUGUUCUGUUCCAUGGGACUUUUUGGCAUCAUCCCUGCAAUUCAUGCCACUAUUGUGAACUGGGGAAAUCCUAGGAGGAAUAUCACACUUGCAUAUGAAGCUGCCAUGGGCUUAUUUUACUUGACAGGGACAAUGUUCUAUGUUAGCAGAAUACCAGAAAGAUGGAAGCCCGGUUGGUUUGAUCUUGCUGGGCAUAGUCAUCAGAUAUUUCAUGUUUUUGUUGUGUUUGGUGCUUUGGCACAUUAUGCGGCUACUCUCAAAUUGUUGGAUUGGCGCGUCAACUUUGGGUGUGACAGGGUUCAUCAGUGAUUUAUAUGAUAUUUGUGGUAAAUAGGAAACAUAUUAUUUAAGUUGGGUAGAUUUUCUCGAAAGAGUCAAAAGUCUUUCUGGGGAAUCUUUGUGAAAGUAGUAGCAUAGUAAAAGGCGAUUCUGCCAAGUUAUUGAGAUGGUACUAUUUAUUCAUUUGAUUUGUAGGAUUUUCUAUAACUGUGAGAUAGUGUCAUAUUAGAAGUUUGAAGAUGUUGUUUAA